Messenger RNA from Phytophthora nicotianae INRA-310, 1653 nucleotides. RefSeq lists its product as hypothetical. The transcript has a single exon. Lineage: Eukaryota; Oomycota; Peronosporomycetes; Peronosporales; Peronosporaceae. Bases 77 to 1522 code for a protein of 481 amino acids. The record is from RefSeq and is a predicted model, not a curated record.
UAUUGUCUUUGACAAACCGAGGUUGCAGCCGAAGCACGCGCUACGAGCUGGGCUACCUGCACUUAGCGCUCAUCCGAUGGCGCAGCAAUGGGCUACUACCGGUGAGCAUGGGUCCGCACCUGUGUCCGACCCCCCAACUCUUAGAACUCCAGAAAACAUGUUCAGAAUGAAAGGAGCUCAUAAACCGCAGAUGUGGGACUUCAUUCGACUGGUUCGGAAGGAUGAAUACUCUCACAUACCCCAGGACGAUCUCAUCUCCGACAACGCCAAAGGAGCACAUUGCUUAAAGUGUGGCGUGAACAUUCCGUAUACUAAAGGCACGACCAACUACGUCAGGUAUCACAUGGCAACAAGGCACCCUGGUCACAUGCUCACCUCUCGACCGACUCGUAAUUCGAGAGCUUUAUCAAGCCACUCAAGCGCCCUCCAGGCCACACCUCUCUCUCAACCGGUGACGCACCAAAAUCUUGUUGCUGGCGAGCGUCUGUAUGAUCCCGAGUCCGAUCCAACCAUACCAAGAACUCCUGAAAACAUGUUCAGGAUGAAGGGAGCGCACAAACCACAAAUGUGGGAUUUCAUUCGACUGGUUCGUAAGGAUGAAUGCGCUCACAUACCUCAGGAUAAUCUCGUCUCAGACAAUGCUGUUAGCGCACAUUGCCUAAAGUGUGGCAAGAACAUUCCGUACAGCAAGGGCAACACCAACAAGGUCAAGCAACACAUGAAAGUAAGACACGCUGACCACUUAUCCGCAGCUCGCCCAAGUCUGCGCUUAACAAAUUCAUUAACCCGACCAAAUGUCCUCGAGACUAUACCUUCGCAUCAGACGCAAGUGAUGACUACGGAACAGAGUUCUGCUGACGUCGUUGAGGUCCCUCGCGAUCCCACAAUACCAAGAACCCCUGAAAACAUGUUUAGGAUGAAGGGAGCUCACAAACCAGAACUGUGGGACUUUAUCCGGUUGGUUCGAAAGGAUGAAUUCUCUGGUGUAGCCAAGGACGAUCUCAUCUCAGACAAUGCUAAGAGCGCUCAUUGUUUAAAGUGUGGCGUGGACAUUCCGUACAAAAAAGGCUUGACCAACAAUGUCAAGAGUCACAUGGCAAUAAAACACUCGCGUCAUCUCGAAGCUGCCCAGGAGAGGAGAGAGACGCAUAAAUCAGGCGUAUCUUUUGCCACCCAGCGUCGACCCAGCACAAUUCCACCUCGUUGCCAAGAAGUGAUACAAGCACCGGUACCAGAAGUAGUAGAGAUCAGUGUAUCUCCAGACCGACCAGAGGCGAAAGCAAUCGCCCCGGCACAGCAGGCUCAUGCCAAUAAGUUACUCGCUACGUGGCUUGCGCAGAGCCGUCGACCUUUGUCCAAUGCCGAAGACGUAAAUCUGGUUGCGUAUCUGAAGCACGUGAGUGAGGCUUUUGGGGGAGUGAAGAUGAAGAUGCCAAGUCAAGUGCAAUUACGUGCCAUCGUUAUGGACAUUGACGACCAGUACUUACCACACACAGAUCUGCAACGCAGCUUUCAACCAUAGUUCUACUCGUCGGCUUAGGACUCAAGAGUUAUCAGAGUAGUUAUGAUUCAUUUGCUGAAGUAAAAUUUCUAGUUUUUUGGACAGCACAUUUCAGUAUCAGUUCAUUGUCAGUUCGCCAAACGUUUAACUGC